This is a messenger RNA of Phasianus colchicus (ring-necked pheasant), 2444 nucleotides long. NCBI's taxonomy places the organism in Eukaryota, Metazoa, Chordata, Aves, Galliformes, Phasianidae. The record is from RefSeq and is a predicted model, not a curated record.
GACAGCCGACCAAUCGCGGUGCCUGGUCGGAACGCGGCCCCAUAGAGCCCCAUAGGACUUCUGGGGGGGACCCCAACCCGGGGAGGAGGACGGGGGGGGGACCCCAUGGCCACACACAGCGAGAGGCAAAGCCAACAGCAGAGGAAGAUGAAGAGGAGGAGGCAGAAAUUCCACCGCGUCCAAUGGAGGUGUUCGUCCCGAAGGCGGCGAUGGAGGCGAUCCCAAAGGGGAUCCAGCAACGGGAUGAGGACAGAACCCUAUAGGAGGAACUCGGCCCCAUCCGAGCUGCUGGUGCCCACAUCCCGACGGAUGUCCGUCACGGCCAGGAGGAUGAUGUGCUCCUUCAUAACCUCCUUCUCCAGGGGUUUGGUCAGCAAUGCGGAUCAGCGCCGGCGGGAGCGGCGGGGGUCCUUCAUCGGGACCUUGGAACUCAGGGCGGCCGUGGAUGCGGUGAUGGAGGGCAGAGGGUUUCCCUUCCCUGUAGGGGAUGCCCUGCCUGCCAUGGAGCCCUGCGUGCUGCUGGACAAGGCGCUGUACCGGGACGUGAUGCAGGAGAGCUACGAGACGCUGAUGUCCAUCGCUCAGGGCUUGGUGAACCACAAAGCAGCAGAGGAGGAUGCUGUGGGGCUGGCGGAGGUCUCUAUGGGGUCAGAGGAGCCCCCGAUGCGCCCGCCCCAUAACCCAGCACAGAACCGAUCGCUGGGAUCCAACAGGCGGAAAGCGAAGCGCCCUGACAAAGCCGUCCCUAUUGGGGUCACGCAGACACCCCACACCACCCCGACCCCAAAAGCCAAUGGGGUGAAGCUGUCCCAGGUUCGGAACCGUCCGUUCGGCUGCCCCGAUUGCGGCAAAUCCUUCCCGUGGGCGUCGCAUUUGGAGCGGCACCGGAGGGUCCAUACGGGCGAGCGGCCCUACAGCUGCCCCGAAUGCGGGGAAUCCUACAGCCAAAGCUCCCACCUCCUCCAGCACCGCCGGACCCACAGCAGCGACCGACCCCACAAAUGCCAGCAUUGUGGCAAACGUUUCGCCGGCGCCGCCGAACUCAUUGCGCACAGCCGGGGCCACGCGGCCGAAAAACCCCAUAAGUGCGGGGACUGUGGGAAGGGUUUCGUUUGGGCGUCCCACCUGGAGAGGCACCGCCGCGUGCACACGGGGGAGAAACCCUACGAGUGUCCCGAGUGCGGGGAGGCGUUCAGCCAGGGGUCCCACCUCGCCAAGCACCGCCGCAGCCACACGGGCGAGCGGCCGCACCGCUGCUCCGCCUGCGGGAAAUGCUUCGGCCAAAGCUCCGAGCUCAGCCGGCACCGCCGCAGCCACGUGGGGAAGAAACCUCAGCGUUGUGCCGAUUGUGGGAAAGCUUUUCGUGCCACCCCGGCUCUCCUGAGGCAUCAACGGUGUCACCGGAGGGAGCGCAGCCAUCGCUGCGGGGAUUGCGGGAAGGGUUUCGCCUGGGCAUCCCACCUGCAGCGGCACCGGCGGGUGCACACCGGGGAGCGGCCGUUCCCCUGCGGGCUGUGCGGGGAGAGCUUCUCGCAGAAAGCCCAUCUGCUGCAGCACGGCAAGACGCAUCUCCCCGACCGGCCCUAUAAGUGUGGGGACUGCGGGAAGCGCUUCGAGGACGCGCCGCCUUUCCUGGCGCAUCGGCGCGGCCACACGGCCAUAAAAAGCUUCACUUGUGGGGACUGCGGGAAGGGCUUCGCAUGGGCGUCCCACCUGGAGAGGCACCGCCGGGUGCACACGGGGGAGAAGCCCUAUGAGUGCCCUGAGUGUGGGGAAGCGUUCAGCCAGGGGUCCCAUCUCACCAAGCACCGCCGCAGCCACGGCCCCAAAACGGCUUUGGUCCUCGUGGAGGAAGGGGUUGAGGAGGGAGAGACCCUCUGUGCGGCCCCGAUGAGUUAUGGGGCCAUGGAGAACCUGCAGCGGUGAUGGGAGGUCGGUGAUGGUGAGAUCAGCAGGGUGGGAUGGAGGAGGAGGAGGCGGUGGGAUGGAGGAGGAGGAGGCGGUGGGAUGGAGGAGGAGGAGGUGGGAUGGGGAGCAAACAGAGCAGUGCUUUGGGGAUGGAGACCCCAUUCCUGGGUCAGCUCAGACCUUCCCAUGUGGGGAUGCUGAUGCUGCGGGUUGGGGUGGUGACCUGGGUGCCAGAACCCCACAGUCUGUGCCUGGUUCUCAUUGCUGUCGGGUUGGUUCGUCGGGGAUGCUGUGGGGAAAGCAAGCGUGGCAAAUAAAGGAGCGUUGUGCCCCAUAGCUGCUGGCUUUGGGGCUCCUGGGGCUGAGUCCUUGAGCCCCGUGGUGGGAAAUGUGCGUGGAUCCCGCAGGAUGAGCACGGGGACGUGUCCUGUAGGGUGGGAGCUGGGCCUGCUGUGCCCCACUGUGUCAUUUGUCGGACAAAAAGACGCACAAAAAAGGUAUUUUUGGUGAAGUUCUGUUUAUUGGGUUACCGUCCC